AUGGACUCGAAUAUGGAUAAGUGGAUAGAGAAGUUAAGGCAAAAGAUACCAUUGGAGGAAGAUGAGCUCGUAAAAUUGUGCCAUAUAGUGAGAGAUAUACUUAUUCAAGAGUCGAAUGUUGUUCGUGUUUCCACUCCCGUAACUGUCUGUGGAGAUAUUCAUGGCCAAUACUAUGAUUUAAUGAAACUAUUUCGUAUUGGUGGUGACGUUCCAGAUACAAAAUAUAUAUUUAUGGGCGAUUAUGUCGAUCGUGGGUAUUUUAGUGUGGAGACCAUAGAGCUGCUUCUGUGCUUAAAGGCGCGUUAUCCAGACCGAAUCACAUUACUCCGUGGAAACCACGAAGGAAGACAAAUCACGCAGGUGUAUGGUUUCUAUGAUGAAUGUCUUUUGAAAUACGGAACUGUAAAUGCAUGGAAAUAUCUGUCCGAUGUUUUUGACUAUUUGAGCAUUGCCGCUCUCAUUGAUAACCGCGUCAUGUGUGUUCAUGGCGGUCUAUCCCCUUUUGUUCGAACCAUCGACCGGAUCGACACGAUCUAUCGUUUCCAGGAAAUCCCAAACGAAGGACUCUACGCCGAUCUCGUCUGGUCCGACCCUGAACAAGACAUAGAGGGUUUUCGCAGAAACUUCCGAGGAGCUGGCUGGGUGUUCGGAGAGGAUGUUUCUCUCGAGUUCAACAAGGUAAACGGCUUAGAUCUCGUAUGUCGCGCCCAUCAAAUCGCGAUGGAGGGGUAUCAGUACUUCUUCCAGCAAGCUGUGUGUACUGUGUGGUCGGCGCCCAACUAUUGCUAUCGGUCAGGAAAUUUGGCGUCGAUUUUGCAACUGGACGAGCACUUGAAUCGCGAGUUUGAGGUGUUUAACGAGGAGGAUGCGGAGAAUCGGACGGUUCCCACCAGCCAGUGUGUACGUUAUUCGCUUUAUGGGUGUUUGUUGAGAUUUAAUGAGGGAAAAGAAACGAUGAGUUGA
Blastocystis hominis is the source of this 963-nucleotide messenger RNA. RefSeq lists its product as hypothetical. Gene Ontology annotation, cellular component: cytoplasm. Lineage: Eukaryota; Bigyra; Opalinata; Blastocystidae. The record is from RefSeq and is a predicted model, not a curated record. Gene Ontology annotation, biological process: peptidyl-serine dephosphorylation. The transcript is spliced from 4 exons. Gene Ontology annotation, molecular function: protein serine/threonine phosphatase activity. Bases 1 to 963 code for a protein of 320 amino acids.